UGGUUCGCCAUUUUGCUGUAAGACGGCGUGCGGAGCGCUGUCCUCUCUUCCUUCGGCAGCCGAGGCUGCGGCGGGCCGGGCUGGGGUCGGGACCAGGGCCCUCAUUCAAACCCAUCUUCUUAUUAAAACUACCUCCCCAGAUGUGGGGCUGGAGAUGUGUGUGGCCGACUCAGUGGUUAAGAGUUAGUUGUUCAGGACUGGACUUUGAGUCCCAGCACCCAUCCACGUGGCAGCCCAUAACCACCUCUAAUGCCAGUCUCACAGAAUCUGACACCCUCUUCUGGCCUCCAAGGGUACCAGGCUCACGUGUACAGACAAACAUGCAGGAGGAAUUUGGUUGUCAGAGAAUAACAGGAGGUUGUCCAUAAUUGACUUUAAGCAGCAAACAGUAAAGCACUGAGCUCUUCAGCUUCGCCUUUCUUGCUCUGAGACGUGGAAAGCUAAGAAGGUUUUGAUGUUUUGUGUGGCGCCUCCUGAAUUAGAAACCAAGAUGAACAUAACCAAAGGAGGUCUGGUGUUGUUUUCAGCAAAUUCCAAUUCCUCCUGUAUGGAGCUUUCAAAGAAAAUUGCUGAGCGGCUGGGGGUGGAGAUGGGCAAAGUGCAGGUUUACCAGGAACCUAACAGAGAAACAAGAGUCCAAAUUCAAGAGUCUGUGAGAGGAAAAGAUGUAUUUAUCAUCCAGACCAUUUCAAAGGAUGUGAACACCACUAUCAUGGAGCUCUUGAUCAUGGUGUAUGCAUGUAAGACCUCAUGUGCCAAGAGCAUCAUCGGCGUGAUCCCCUACUUUCCUUAUAGCAAGCAGUGCAAGAUGAGAAAAAGGGGCUCCAUUGUUUCAAAAUUGCUGGCUUCCAUGAUGUGCAAAGCUGGUCUAACUCAUCUCAUCACUAUGGAUUUACACCAGAAGGAAAUCCAGGGCUUCUUCAAUAUUCCAGUGGAUAACUUAAGAGCCUCCCCCUUCCUGUUACAGUAUAUUCAAGAGGAGAUUCCGGAUUAUAGGAACGCAGUCAUCGUGGCCAAGUCUCCAGCUUCAGCCAAGAGGGCACAAUCUUUUGCAGAGCGUCUGCGACUGGGAAUUGCAGUGAUUCAUGGAGAAGCACAGGAUGCUGAGUCUGACUUGGUGGAUGGCCGGCACUCCCCACCCAUGGUCAGGAGUGUAGCUGCCAUCCACCCCAGCCUGGAGAUCCCAAUGCUGAUUCCUAAAGAAAAGCCCCCAAUCACAGUUGUUGGUGACGUCGGAGGAAGAAUUGCCAUCAUUGUGGAUGACAUCAUUGAUGACGUGGAUAGCUUUCUUGCUGCAGCAGAGACCCUGAAGGAAAGAGGCGCAUAUAAGAUCUUUGUGAUGGCAACUCACGGCUUGUUAUCCUCUGAUGCCCCCCGGCUGAUUGAAGAGUCUGCCAUUGAUGAGGUGGUGGUCACUAACACCAUCCCACAUGAAAUCCAGAAGCUCCAGUGCCCCAAGAUCAAAACUGUGGACAUCAGCAUGAUCCUCUCAGAAGCCAUCCGCCGCAUUCACAACGGAGAGUCCAUGUCCUACCUGUUCAGAAACAUAGGCUUAGAUGACUGAACAUUGCUCCCGUGGCAGAACUCCCACUGGUCACAUGGGAAGCCCAGCGUGCAUGCUGGGAGGGCCCUUGCCUGGCCAGGUACUCCUUCCCUCUCCCCACAUUCUCCUGAGUGAUUCCUGUGAUGGAACAAGGACCAACUUUUUAAUGUCAGUUUAGGUUUUUGUGAGUUUAGGGGUAAUUUUUAUAACAGAAAGACCUCCUCUGAAAUAAAAUAAGUUAAAACCUGAUGAUUUUUAGUGUAACCUAAAAGGAUAACACUUGAUGAGGUUUUUAAGCUCAGCCUUUUUUUUUUAAAGUUGCUUGAUCCAAGUAUUCAAAAAAGCUAAAUAAAAUGACCUGCUGUCUACUAUCGAUAGUCAAAAGCUACUGUUGGUUCCAGUGACAUUUUUAGAAAUGCUUUUAUAAUGGGCAUAUAGCGUAUGUGGCUAUUUAUUCUCUGCAACAAAGAAAAAUAAAACCUCAUGUUUGUAUUUUAAGCCUCUGUAUGUGGACAGUCAGUUUUCUGUAUCUGUAAUAGACAGCCACUGAAGACCUGAGUCACUCACAGCUUCUGAACUGUGCUCAUAGCUCUGUCUGGUGAUGCAGUCCUGCCUCUUAUAGGUCCUCAGAAGCCUGCAAAUUCUUGACACAGAGGUGGGGCUCACAGUUCAUCAAUGUGACUCUGUUUUCUUCUUCAGAGUCCAGCCAAUCCUUAGACCAAGAUGUAAAAUAUUAUUUUAAGGUGUGUUACUUUUAUUGAUGCUCUGGAACAUUUGUUUAAUGAUGUAAAGAUGUGUUUGAUUAAAUAAAAUUCACCUGCUGACAGGUAGUAGGGAGGAGCCAAGUGGAAGGGAAGAGGGGCGAGGAGAAACACCAGGGCUUUUGGACAGACAGACAAGAAGGCUAUGAGCUACUUGCAGAAUUCCUCAGGCUGCUCCCCUCAUGGCCUAACCACUGCUGAUAGCCAUGGAGUUGCAGUUUAUGAUUCAGACAGCUGUGGAUUAAAAGACAGCAACAAGUUUAAAAAAAAAA
Microtus ochrogaster (prairie vole) is the source of this 2576-nucleotide messenger RNA. It is a transcript of the gene Prpsap2, whose product is annotated as phosphoribosyl pyrophosphate synthetase associated protein 2. Gene Ontology annotation, biological process: purine nucleotide biosynthetic process; 5-phosphoribose 1-diphosphate biosynthetic process. Lineage: Eukaryota; Metazoa; Chordata; Mammalia; Rodentia; Cricetidae. The record is from RefSeq and is a predicted model, not a curated record. Gene Ontology annotation, cellular component: cytoplasm; ribose phosphate diphosphokinase complex. Gene Ontology annotation, molecular function: ribose phosphate diphosphokinase activity; ATP binding; magnesium ion binding.